GGAUGAAAGACACAGUGUUUGGGACUCCAAAGACUACACCAAAGAAGAAGACAGUUAGUAAGGGAACCACCCCUAGAAGAUCCCCAAGGCUAAAUAGUGUGGAUAAAUCAGUUGAAGGUGCAUCAAGAAAGCUGAGUUUCAUGGAUGUGCCCAUAUCCAAACAUUCUCAGGCUAGUAGCAGUGGUUGCAGUCAGUCAAAAGCUACAAAUGAAGUUAAGUUUGUUGAAGAUGUGGACAAUAUUCAGCUGGAAAACACCAAAGAAGAUGAAUGUCACCCAAUUGAGAAUCCAGAAGCUCCUCCAGUAUAUGACAGUGAUGAAGACAUUGAGUAUGGGUCAGAUGAACAACAAUUUUUCAGAGUCUUUUAACAAUAUGAUCAACAAGAUGAGAAAUAAACCAAUUAUAAUGAUAGGAAUAAUGUAUGCUAACUUAGUGAUGGGUACAUGGUACAAUAGGAGGACUGAAUCUGCAUCAUGGGUAGAUGGUAAUUUGGUUCCUACUGCUGUUACAUUGAUUAAGAAAAUGUUGGAAUUUGUGACUGACUAUGGUGUUGACCCUUGUGUGGCUGGAGAGUUAUAUAUGGUGACUAGUCCAAAGAAUUCUGUGUUCACAGUGAACAUACUUGCCAAGACUUGCUCUUGUUUGCAGUGGCAGUUGAGGGGGUUCCCCUGUAUGCAUGCAGUGAGUGCAUUGCAUAGCAUAAGGCCACAAUGGAGAAAGUACUGCAGUGAUUACUAUUCAGUGGAGAACUAUAAGGCCACAUAUGCACCAACUUUUGCACCACUAGAUGAUAAAAGUGAAUGGGUCCAGCCAAACAUGAACAAGAAGAUCUUGAACCCUCCUCACAGUAGGAAACCAGGAAGACCCAAGAGCAAGAGGGUAAGAAGUUAUGAUGAACCUCGUGUUGAGAAGACAAAAAGGAGGUGUGGGAAAUGUGGAAAUGUUACUAACCACAACAAAAGAACAUGUGCUGGUGGUGAAGUGGGAUCUAAUCCAACUGCAAAAGGGCCUGGCAGUCAGCCUUUGGCAACACCAUCUUCUACUCCAGCUUCCACAACACCUAUGAGUCUGCCAUCUAUAGCACCAUCUUCUACUCCACCCUCUACAAUAAAUAACCUUUAUCAGAACUUCUUUGGCAUUGGAUCUGUAUCUCAGAAUAUAAAACAAGGAAAGGGAAGGGGAAAUGGAAAUGCUAAGAAGAAAUGA
Papaver somniferum (opium poppy) is the source of this 1206-nucleotide messenger RNA. RefSeq lists its product as uncharacterized. The transcript is spliced from 4 exons. The coding region runs from base 145 to 1206 and encodes 353 amino acids. Lineage: Eukaryota; Viridiplantae; Streptophyta; Magnoliopsida; Ranunculales; Papaveraceae. Gene Ontology annotation, molecular function: zinc ion binding. The record is from RefSeq and is a predicted model, not a curated record.